UCUGCGUUUAAGUUUGUGUCGAGGUAAAAUUAGAAACGAUCAACACUUUGAAGAACGAACGACAAAAUAUAAUAUUGGUAUAGAAAAAAGUGUUACUCUCCCCAACAACAACAACUUUGAUAUUAUUGUAUUCCACGGAAAGUGACCCAUGAAUGCCAGUAGCUGGCGUCGUAAUAAAUUAAUUCCAAUCCGCGUUCUCGGCAAAUUGUCUUGCCUCCCUAAAUAUCUAUUUUCUGCAAAAAAUUAAAUACCGUAGAAAAUGCACAGUAAUUCACACAAAACACGACUUCAAAAGCGCGAAAAACAAAAAAAAAAUAUUUCCAAUGCAAUGUCAUCACAAAGCAAUGCAACGAAAUCACUUUGUUGAAAAUCAGAAGCAGUGUAAAACAUAAUCAACCAUUUCCUAUCCUGGCUGAAACCUCGAGUUUUACUUCAUACUUUUUUCUAAAGGUUGAAUGUGAAAAUAUCGAAACAAGAUUUCCACAACACAAUGAAUCAUAAGGAGGGAAGACUUCUUGACCAGUACAACAGUUUGCAAGAUGAGAGCUUAGCACACUACUUUGCUAACGAAACAGUGCAAAAACAUCUUCUUAAAGCUGGCCUGAUCACUAAGGAUGGAUAUAUCACAGACGAAAGCACACAUCGUUUGAGGUUGAAACUCAAAAAACGUCAAAAAGAAAUGAGGUUAUUGCAAGAAAAACAAAUAACGGAAAGAGCAUUACAUCAACAACGCAUGCGUGAACAUAGAGCGCAAAAAGAAUUGGAACACGCACUGAAAGUUGAAUUGGUGAAGAAGAUGCGCUCAGAACGACAGUGCAAAAGUUCGAAGGAAUUGAUUUCAUAUCUCCACCAGGGCAGACCCGAUAGUACAGAAAAAGGAAGAAGUACUAAGUUGCCUAAAAUAGGCGCGAAUAAUAAAGCUAAAAAGAAAACUCCAAAGGAGAAAGACAACCAUCGACAAACAUCAGGAAACAAAACUUUUUCAAAGCCAAUAUUACCACCAAUAUCCAAGAAGAAAAAAGGCUUAUCAUCUGAAUUUACAGUUAAAUACGUAUCACGUCCACUGGAAACAAGUCCUAGAGAAGUUCAAGUAAUACAGCAAGUCGGGACGAGCUAUACUUGUGUUUUCAAAGAAUCCUUGUCAACGAAAAGUGUGUUUUCAUUCACGUUACAACGCCCAGUAGAAUCUCGACUAAACUUUACCAUCGCUGUUAAUGCUGCAGUAAACGUGCGAUUUAAUGCUUGCUGUGAAUACAAAUGCCAGCCGGGUUGCAGGAUUGGUGGCAAAAAUAGUCAGUUUCAUCUCGUGUCGAUUGAGGGACCAGUAUUUUGUUCUAGGUGCCAACUGUAUGCAGAUGAAGAACAAGAAGAAGAAGAAGAGGAAGAAAAGGAUUCAGAAGAAUUUAAAAAAUCAAACAAACCCAUAGAAAAGAAGGACACCUCAAACAUUGAUGUAGACUCUGAUGAUGAAGAAGAGAUGAAGGGACAAGAAAACGUUGAAAGUAGUAAAGCCACAGAAAAGUUGGAAGAAAAAGAAGAAGGAAAUUUGGCUAUAGAAGAAGAGGAAGAAGAAAAAGAAGAAGAACAAGGACAAGAACAAGAAGAGGAAGAAGAAAGUACUAACCAUAUGGGCCAGAAGGACAAACAUGAUAGUGAGGUACUUGUGACAGAACCAUGCGAUGGAAAACAUCAGGAAGAGGAUUUACAGGAUAAUUUCGAUCAGGACUGCAAGGACGACGACAUAACGAAAGCUGAAGAUGAGCUUGCCGUAGUGGCGAAACAAGCAGAAGAUGAGGAUGCCGAUAAUGAAAGAAAUAAACUUGAUUCAGCUAACUACGAAUAUUCUGAUGAUGACGAUUUCACCACAACUGAAGAUGGUUCUUCAUCAACAAGUGACUCUGAAGAUGAUGAAAAGAGCCCCGAUGAGGAUACUGAGGAUGAGAGUACUGAAGAAGAAGGCAGUGAAAAAGAAGGUCUUGAAGAAGAGGAUGGGGAAGUACAGACUACCAAAGUAGUCUCCAAUGAUGAAAAAGUUAUUGAAAAAUUAAGUAAUAGAGACGAGGAAGCAGGUACAGAUGAAGAAAAUACAGAACUGGAGGGUAAGGAAAAUAAGGAAGGAAAGGGUAGCGGAGGGGGGAUUAUUGAACAAAAUGGUAACGAUGAAGAUACCGCAGAGGAGGAUGCAAGCGAACAUAAUAAUGAAGAAAGUAGUAAGAAAAAUGAUACUGUUGAAGGAGGUAUUGGAGAGGACGGCACAGUAGAAAGUGGGGAGAAAAGAGAUACCGAUCAAGUGGGUAUUGGGGAGGACAGCGAAGAAGAAAGUGGGGAGAAAAGAGAUACCGAUCAAGUGGGUAUUGGGGAGGACAGCGAAGAAGAAAGUGGGGAGAAAAGAGAUACCGAUCAAGUGGGUAUUGAGGAGGACAGCACAGAAGAAAUCAGUAAGGAAGAAGAUAAAGUAGAAGAUAAAGAAGAAGAAGGUACCCAAGAAAGUACAGAAAAAAAUUCUACUGAAGAAGAGAGUAUUGGUAAAAAGGUUACCGUAGAGGAUAAUAACAAAGAACAGGACGCAAAUGGAAGUGGUGUUGGAAAAGUUCUUGACAGUUGGUUGGAUUUACAAAUUUCAAAUGUCACACUAACGCAAGAAAAAACCAACGAUGUACGCGAUGAAAUCUUGGCUGGCGGAAUAGAAAAGUUAAAAGAUAUUCUUAAAGAUGUCAACAAAGUUGAAAAACUUCACUUGCCAUCAACAAGUAUAACGAAAGAAGAUGUGAAACACAUUGCUGAUGUUAUAUCAGAUCCAAAGCACGAAUUCAAAUCGCUGGCGUUGAAUGGAAAUCCUCUAGGAGACGAGGGAAUCACACUAUUGUUAGAAGCAAUGACCAAAAAUGACAGCAUUACUGAUCUGGACAUAGGUGGUUGCAAUGUAAGCGAUAAAGGAGCGAAGUCGAUCAGUUCCUAUCUUAAAGCAAAUGAGUCUCUAGGAGAACUAACGCUAAGUAAAAAUGGUUUGACGGUGACUGGAUGGCAGCAUAUAGCAGAUGCUUUAAAAGUAAACCGUUCCUUAAAAACAUUAUCAAUAGACUCUAACAACAUGUUGGAUGACGGAGUCAAAGCUAUUUGUGACGGAAUAAGCGAGAACAAAAGUUUAGUGUCGCUUGACGUCGAAGGAAAUUUCUUGGACGACGUAGCUGGAGAAAUGAUAUACGAGGCUAUAAAAAGAUGUGAGACAUUAGUUGAUGUGACUUUACUGCCAGAUAAUAAAUUUUCGGACCAAAUUUUAAAUAAAAUAAGAAAACUAAUAUAUGAACGUAUUGAAGAAAAGACAGAAGCUAGUUCAUAGCAAAGAUCAUUUUGUAUAUAGUAUAUCUAUAUUUAUUUCAUUAUAAAAAACAUAUUUAAUAAAGAAGAUUCUCAUCUUUUUUCCUUCACCACCGUUUGACAUUCAAAUAUUGUUAAAUGGAUUCAUUUGUU
Hydractinia symbiolongicarpus is the source of this 3471-nucleotide messenger RNA. Its product is annotated as glutamic acid-rich protein-like. The record is from RefSeq and is a predicted model, not a curated record. NCBI's taxonomy places the organism in Eukaryota, Metazoa, Cnidaria, Hydrozoa, Anthoathecata, Hydractiniidae. The coding region runs from base 491 to 3340 and encodes 949 amino acids. The transcript is spliced from 13 exons. Gene Ontology annotation, molecular function: protein binding.